GGAACUUCCUCCAUCAUGUAUGUGAAGUUUUACUCUAACGCUGUAAACCUGACCAGAGCUGCAGGUUCAUCAACAGACAUCUAUUCCGUUUUAAUUUGAUCAGUAAUCAAUAAUCUUCUGAGUUUAGAACAUUGAGCAUCUUCAGUUUGUUUCUGUCUGAAAGAUUAAACAUAAAAUAAUAAUAAUAUUUUCUGCAUUUUCAGUCUCAGCAGCUGUUUACACAGACAGGUAACAGGUGUGUUUCUGCACCAAUCAGCUGUCCUAAAGCCUUUAUUGACGUACAAUCGGAGCCAAUGAGAGCACAGCCCGACACGCAGGUGUUGGCCAGCUGAUCAGAACCGGGACUCCGUCCACCAGUGAUGAGAGCCGGGUUGAUGGUGUUGCCUACGGACAGACAGAGGAGCAGCGGCGGCCUACUCAACAUCAGGGAGGAGCCGCCGGUACUACUGCAGCCGGACAUGAGGCUGUAUUACCGGCUGCUGCUGCACCUGGUUCCUGGUCCGUACCGAUCUGGAUCCGUCAGCAGGUUGGAGGUCCUGCAGCGAGUCAUCGACUACAUCCUGGACCUGCAGUCCGAGCUGGACGCCUCCACCGCGGCCGCAGAGCAGCAGGAGCCCCUGUCAACGCCCACACCUGCAGGGUGUGACGGGUAACACUGAAGUGGAGGAAAACGGGUGGCUCACAAGAUCUGCUGACAGAGGAGCAGGUGUCUUCCACCUGAGACAGACCUGGACCUGGAUCUGGACUUUACCUUUCCAGUCUCAUUCAGGUGGAACCACGUAGAACCUGGUCCUGAUGCUGCUGAUAGAUCAGAGUCUGGUUUUCCUUCUCAUCGCUCCACCGUUAAAGACUCUGACGUCUUUAUUUGGACCUGAUGAGACUGAAACCAGAACUCAGGGAAGGUUCUGGUCUCCAUCCGGUCCUUCAGCUCCUCUGAUUAUCUGGUUUCUAAUCAGAAGUUUUUACAUGAAGUUUAGUUUGGAAACAGUUCAGAUAAAAACUAUGUGAAGAAAUUAUUUUUGGAUUUCUUGUUAAAAUAUCAGCAAUUUGGUAUGUUUUCCGUUAUGAAAUCAGUCCACUCUUGAAAACUAGUCUAUGUAUUAUUUAUUUUUCUAUCACUAAAAGUAAAUAUUAAUAUAUUUUUGCUUUAAUUUAUUAAAUUUA
Molecule: messenger RNA, 1164 nt
Organism: Melanotaenia boesemani (Boeseman's rainbowfish)
Lineage: Eukaryota; Metazoa; Chordata; Actinopteri; Atheriniformes; Melanotaeniidae
Gene: id2b
Product: inhibitor of DNA binding 2b
Exons: 3
Coding region: 360-653 (97 amino acids)
Biological process (GO): cell differentiation; circadian regulation of gene expression; negative regulation of transcription by RNA polymerase II
Cellular component (GO): nucleus; cytoplasm
Molecular function (GO): transcription regulator activity; protein dimerization activity
Source: RefSeq, a predicted model, not a curated record